AUUACUCUGCAUAGAGCAUAUGCACAUACCUGUUUGGAUCUUCAAUUGAUCGAGUUAGAGGGAGAGAGCUCCAAUGGCGGAAGAAUCCGAGACCCAGACUUCAACCUCCCAACAAUCUCCGCCUCAGCCUUCCUCGCAAGGCCCACCCAAUCCUCCCCAGAUCCAGGGACCAACAUACUUUAUUCUUGGGGCUUCACAAAAUGGUGAUGGUCAGAUGUUUCCAAUCAUGUGUCCGGCACUCGUUCCUGGGGGGUUCAAUUUGCAAAACCAAGAACAGAUGAACCGUGGAGCAGGCAUAUAUGCCGUUCCCGUACUCCCAUUCAUGAAUCCCAUUGCUGGAUUUCCCCCUAACACACUUAUCCCUUUAACCUAUAGCACACCCACUAGAACAAGUUCUUCUGAGGCUGCAACAUCGGGUGAGCAAGGGCAACUGGGACAGCAACAGCAACAACAGCUGCAGCAGCAACAACAGCAACAUCAUCAAGCACCUCAAAGACAAAUUGUUGUGAGGAGAUUUCAAAUUGCCAUUCAUCUUGACCUGUUACUUAUACUAAAGCUGGCAGCAGUAAUCUUUUUGUUCAACCAAGAUGGGUCAAGACAAAGGCUUGUUCUCCUUGUGUUUUUUGCUUCACUUGUUUAUCUAUAUCAAACUGGAGCUCUCACUCCACUGGUACGAUGGCUUCAACAAGGAAUGCAAAGGGCAGCUGCACCUCCCCAACCACCAAGACCAGACGCUAGGCCGGACAAUCUGCCUCCUGGUGCAAGACAGGGGAAUGAGAAUGCUGCUGGACCAGAGGGACAACCAGAAGGUGAGAAUGAGAUUCAGCCUCUCCUUGAUGGGAAUCGGGCAGUUGAGAAUAAUGAGCAUGUGGUGGAACCUGGUGCAGACAAUGCUGGCAACAGGUGGUGGGGGAUUGUGAAGGAGAUCCAAAUGAUUGUAUUCGGCUUCAUCACCUCACUUCUUCCGGGCUUUCACAAUCUUGAACAUGGAUGAACUAGUAAGACACAACAGACACUGGAAACAGAGGUGUUCUUUUUGAAUAAAUACAAAAUGCCAAAAAAUCUUUAGAGGUAUAGUUUGGUACAUGCCAUGUAAUUUGUGUGGUCAUAUUUUGAUUGGACCAUUUAGAUGACCAUAACUUUGCUAAAGAAUGUCGAUACAACAUGGUUGUCAAGUUUUAUGGAGUAUCUGAUUGGGUUGUGGUUUA
Messenger RNA from Rhododendron vialii, 1208 nucleotides. RefSeq lists its product as uncharacterized. The record is from RefSeq and is a predicted model, not a curated record. The transcript has 5 exons. Lineage: Eukaryota; Viridiplantae; Streptophyta; Magnoliopsida; Ericales; Ericaceae. The coding region runs from base 74 to 994 and encodes 306 amino acids.